AUGCCGCCUGCAGUAACCGCCAGAUACGAUUGGAUUCUCGCCAUUACUACUAUCGCCUUUGUCUUCAGCGCAUUUGGAAACGGAGCAAACGAUGUCGCCAAUUCAUACGCAACAUCAGUGGCCGCCCAUACUCUAACGAUGCCGCAAGUCGGUGUUCUCGCAACUAUCACCGAAUUUGUGGGAGCCGUCGGUCUUGGUGCUCGCGUUACCUCAACAAUCAAGAAUGGCAUCAUCUCCAUCGACCGUUUCGAGGGCAAUCCUGGAGCUCUUAUGCUUGCCAUGGGCUGUGCCGAGGUCGGAAGCGCAACUUGGUUGAUGGUCGCUACCGGUCUCGGCAUGCCUGUUUCAACCACCCAGACUGUUGUUGGGGCCCUCAUCGGUGUUGGCUUUGCUACCAGCAGUCCUGUCAAAUGGGCUUGGACAUCCGGGAGUGUGUCUCAGGUGGCAGCAAGUUGGGCCAUUGCCNCCUUGAUUGCUGCCGGUUUCAGUGCUAUCAUCUUCGCGACAGUCAAAUACAGUGUUCUUGAGCGCAGGGAGUCUUUCAAAUGGGCGAUGCGCUUGAUCCCUUACUACUUGGCCUUGACGGCUGCAAUCUUGGCACUCUUCAUUGUCGUCGAGACCCCUACUGCUCCAUCUCUCGAGGAAUUCGGUGCUGGCAAAGCCGUGGGGAUCAUUCUGGGUGUCUUCUUUGGUGUCCUUGCCAUUGCCUACGUCUUCUUCAUGCCCUACUUCAAGAGGCGAUUGGUUAUGAAAGAUGCUCGGGUCAAGGCAUGGCAUAUCCCGCUCGGUCCACUCCUUCUAAGAGACAAUCCUCCUUUGUACUUUCCCGGCAAGGCUGACGGUGAUUACAUCGGGGAAUACCAAUCACACGGAAAAUCCUUCAACGACACACCUGAAGCUAGUCCGGAGAUCAAAGGAAACAGCCCUCUGUCCCUACAAGACCAAAGUCCAGAAAGGGUCGCACCAAUACUCGGAGACUCUUCCUCGGUCGAGAAAGGUCCACAGCAGAGUCACACUGGCAUGCGCAAACGACACAUUGGUCCCCACGAACGUUUCUUGGAGCCAAACAAACAUCUCUCCAUGGCAAAUCCGCAACGCCUGUGGGGCUAUGUCAAAUUCAGUCUUCUUCAAGGUGUUACUCGCGAUGUCACUACCCAUGACAGUGUGGCUAUGCGUGCCAUCCAUGCAAGAGCCAACAAGUACGACCCUAGAGUUGAACAUCUUUGGACCUAUUGCCAGGUGGCUUCUGCCAUGAUGAUGAGCAUUGCACACGGCUCCAACGAUGUAGCCAAUGCCGUGGGUCCCUGGGCUGCCGUAUACCAAACCUAUCAGGCAGGAGAAGUGGCAACCCGAUCUCCCACGCCUGUGUGGUUCCUCGUCGUUGCUGGGUUUCUUCUGGGCGCAGGAUUCUGGUUCUAUGGUAAAUCCACCCACUCUUCUCCGUUAAACCGACUCUCCAUUAACUCCCUUCUUUCUCACANNGGCUUCAAAAUCAUACGCGCCAUGGGCAACAAGAUCACUCAGAUGUCCCCGAGCCGCGGCUUUGCUGUUGAACUGGGUGCAGCAGUCACUGUGUUGCUUGCCUCAAGAUUGGGGUUACCGGUAUCCACUACUCAGUGUCUGACUGGCGCGGUCAUGGGGGUUGCAUUGAUGAACUAUGAUUUGAAAGCAGUCAAUUGGAAACAGUUGUGCUUUAUCUUUAUGGGGUGGGUGUUGACGUUGCCGUGUGCUGGGCUUAUUGCCGGGUUGUUGUGUUUGAUGGCGCUAAACACACCGCGUUUCUGA
Messenger RNA from Aureobasidium uvarum, 1785 nucleotides. The record is from the annotation of a GenBank genome assembly. NCBI's taxonomy places the organism in Eukaryota, Fungi, Ascomycota, Dothideomycetes, Dothideales, Saccotheciaceae.